Paraglomus brasilianum is the source of this 432-nucleotide messenger RNA. NCBI's taxonomy places the organism in Eukaryota, Fungi, Glomeromycota, Glomeromycetes, Paraglomerales, Paraglomeraceae. The record is from the annotation of a GenBank genome assembly.
AUGUGUGCUCCACAACCAAUUAAUCACUUUGCUUUUCUCGUUACGACAUCAAACCAAGCACUUCCUCUGACAGCAAACUUCGGUGCUAAUUCAAGCAUCUCUGCCAAACCUGACAACCCUCCUUGCUUAGGUGGAGUAAUUUCGGAGGUUUUAUCUUCGUCGGAUCUUCGCACUUUCCUUGAUCCGAAUGUCUGCGAUCAAACUAAACCUGCCACCACACCUCCAUUAGACACUUGGUGUCUUGUUGUGAGCAAUCCCGGAACAACUCCCGUUUAUGUUAGUAUCAAAAUUGAUGUUUCAGUUCCAUCUACACCGACAUCGACAGCUCCAUCAGGCACAACCUCAACUGGUGGGACGACGGUUGUAGUUACAGUCCCAUCUGCUGCAAAUAGUGCGCGGCAAAAAAUUAAUAAUACAGAAUCCGGGAAAUAA